AUGGUUUUAUCACCGGGCUACAGCGAUGCAGACUUCGCUACAGACACUAAAGACCGCAAAUCCAUGAUUGGAGGAGUGAUCUUUGUAGGAGGGUGUAACGUCGGAUGGAUAUGCCGAAAACAGGCGUCAGUGUAUCAAUCAACGGCAGAGUCUGAGUUCAUAGCGGCAUCUGUCGUAACAACCGAAUUACGUGGACUUUACAAUAUGUUGGAUGAAGUUGGCAUCCAAGGGAUCCAUACCUGGUUACUCUUUGUUGAUAACCAAGCAGCUAUUGUGCAAUUGAAAGGCGAAAGUUCGACAUCAAAACUCAAGCAUGUCGAUAUACGCUAUAAAUAUGUACAAGAACGCAUCAGAAACGGAAUGUUGGAGGUGAAAUACGUGCAGAGUGAAGAAAUGAAGGCCGAUUUGAUGACAAAGGCUUUGUCGGUGACUAAACUUGGAGAACUCCGCGCGCUUUGUGGUCUCGUGGACGAUGUAUAG
Messenger RNA from Plasmopara halstedii, 480 nucleotides. Its product is annotated as FOG: Transposon-encoded proteins with TYA, reverse transcriptase, integrase domains in various combinations. The coding region runs from base 1 to 480 and encodes 159 amino acids. The transcript has a single exon. The record is from RefSeq and is a predicted model, not a curated record. NCBI's taxonomy places the organism in Eukaryota, Oomycota, Peronosporomycetes, Peronosporales, Peronosporaceae.